AUGGCUUCAAAGUUUUUAAGAGAAUACAAGCUGGUCGUUGUCGGUGGUGGUGGCGUCGGAAAGUCAUGCUUGACGAUUCAAUUGAUUCAGAGUCACUUCGUCGACGAAUAUGAUCCGACAAUUGAAGAUUCAUACCGCAAGCAGUGCGUUAUCGAUGAUGAGGUUGCUUUGUUGGAUGUCCUAGAUACCGCCGGACAGGAGGAAUACUCGGCAAUGCGCGAACAAUACAUGCGAACCGGUGAAGGUUUCUUGUUGAUUUACUCGAUAACAUCCCGCCAAUCCUUCGAAGAAAUCAUGACAUUCCAACAACAAAUUCUACGAGUGAAGGACAAGGACUACUUCCCCAUCAUCGUCGUUGCCAACAAGUGCGAUUUGGAGAAGGAACGGGUGGUCACAGAGCAAGAGGGUGAGGCUCUCGCGAAGGAAUUCGGCUGCAAGUUCAUCGAAACCUCCGCCAAGUCGCGCAUCAACGUCGAAAACGCCUUCUACGAUCUCGUCCGUGAAAUUCGCCGAUACAACAAAGAGAUGUCGUCGUACCCAUCUGGCUCGGGCGCAUUCGGCUCACGCGCGCCCGAAGGCAAAAUGGACAUGAGCGAGCCAGGCGACAGCGAAGGCUGCUGUGCAAAGUGCAUUAUUAUGUAA
Molecule: messenger RNA, 642 nt
Organism: Aspergillus wentii DTO 134E9
Lineage: Eukaryota; Fungi; Ascomycota; Eurotiomycetes; Eurotiales; Aspergillaceae
Product: Ras family protein
Exons: 4
Coding region: 1-642 (213 amino acids)
Biological process (GO): signal transduction
Cellular component (GO): plasma membrane
Molecular function (GO): GTPase activity; GTP binding; GDP binding
Source: RefSeq, a predicted model, not a curated record